AACAGAAAAGUUGGGAAGAGUACGAAACGAAACCCCACCGAAGCAAAAAAAAAAAAAAAAAAAAAAAAAAAAAAAAGCCCGGCGGCAAUAGUUAAUGAUGCUUUUGAUCUCUGUCUCCUUAGUCCUUUGGAUCAUUCUUACGGAAUAUACCCUUCUUCUCUCCUUAACAAUUUUCUCACUUUCGGUUCUGUGGUUUUCAAGAUAUGAUUUAUCUUUUCCUUUCUUCUUCUUCAACAUGAUUGAUCGAUCUGAAUGAUCCAAUCAAGUCCGGUGAACUGGGGUUUUCACGAUCAUUCGCGAUCUUCUAAAAAUCGAUUUGACUUUUCUCCAUAAAAAAAAAAAAAAAAAAAAUGAACGCAGUGGGUAGGAUCGGGAGCUACAUCUACCGAGGCGUAGGCACGGUGUCUGGUCCGUUUCACCCAUUCGGUGGCGCCAUCGACAUUAUCGUGGUGGAGCAACCGGACGGCACAUUCAAAUCGUCACCUUGGUACGUCAGAUUCGGCAAGUUUCAAGGGGUUUUGAAGAACAGGCGGAACCUGAUCAAGAUCGAGGUCAAUGGUGUUGAUUCAGGGUUCACUAUGUAUCUGGCUCACACAGGGCAAGCUUACUUCCUGAGAGAAAUUGAAGAUGUGAUCGGAGAAGCCGAGAGUGGCGAAGUGUACACUUUGUCUUCCGGCGAUGAAGCCGAGACUAGUAGGAGAAAGAGUAGUAGUGAUGGUGUUGAUAAGAAGAUUAAGAUACCGUUGAAGUCUAAGAGCUGUAACUAUGAUUCCGCUAGUCCUCGUGUUGUUGGUGGUAAUGGGAAGAUUGUUGGGAAGCCUGGGAUUCUAGGGUUUGUGUUUGGUGGUAGAUCGGUUAAGGUAGAUGAUGAUGAUGGUGUCACCUCCAUGGAGCGAGCUGAGAUUGCUGCUGAUCUGUUGGAUGUUAAGUGGUCCACAAAUAUCGAUACGCGCAAGUGCGUUAAAGGCAAAGCUUCCAAGUCUAGCUUAGUAGAUAGCGAUUCGAUAUUGGAAACUCCGCUUGUUGCCUCUCCUACAUUGCAGUAUCUCGAUGAGAAAGAGCAGGAUUUUCGUGAAAGCAACAAUGCGGAAGAAGAUUAUUCACUUCUUCUUGUUGAUAAUGGUUCGUGUUCGUGUUCGACUACUGUGUUCUCUGUUACUAGUCAAGGGAGUGGGAAAGUAGAUAUCUGUGUCGAACCAACCGGGCCGCCACUUGCGCAGGAUUCUGUUACAGGGUGCGAUUUGAAUUCGAAGCAAGAAAUGUUAGGUGUUCCUGAAUCUGUGGAGGGUUUAGCAUACCAAGCGCAUACACGCACUUCUCAAGAAGGGAGCAGCGCUGGCUCUCUAGUUCAAGAUGAAAACAAAAUGUCCUUGGACGAUGAUUUUGAAAUGACGACUCAGUCAACAAAUGGAGCAAGAGUUCAGCAGCCGGAGGUUGAAGAGGAACAGUUUUCCUUCAGCGAUCUUGGCCAUUGCAAAUCUGCUGAGACUAGUUCUGAAGAGUCAAGUUUUCUUCAUACAGUAAAAGUUGAGGGGAAAGAGAUUUGUGAUGAUAAUGAAAUUAUUCCUGAAAACGGCGUGGAGGACGCAAAGGUCUUGUCAGAGCCCAUUGACAUAGAGAGAAAAAUGGAUAUCUCUGGAGAAGAGAUGGAGCGGUUGGCAGAAUCAUUACCGAUUAUGCGGCUUCACAACAACAAUGAUAUCGAUGCCGGUCCUUGUCAGCCCAUGAGCCAGUCAUUUGAUCCAAGUUCCAAUACUUUGAAGCCGAGCUCGAGCGGUUUAGAUGCUGAGGGUAGCCCAAGCUUAAAGGCAUUCAAACAUGUUCUCACUAAUCCUGAUGUGGUCGAGCUCUCUCUCUGCAAGCAUUUAUUACGCGAAGGAAUGGGAGCAGAAGCGGCUUCUCAGGCCUUCAAUUCAGAAAAAUUAGAUAUGGAAAAAUUUGCUUCUUUGGGACCAUCAGUCUUGGAGAAUGAUAUGCUUAUAGUGAAGAUUGGUGGAUGCUAUUUUCCAUGGGAUGCAGCAGCUCCUAUUAUCUUAGGAGCGGUUUCAUUCGGGACUGCCCAAGUAUUUGAGCCAAAAGGCAUGAUAGCUGUUGACCGAAAUGAGAAACCUGAUGCUGUAUUAGCUCCGAGCGGUGGAAGCUGGAACCUUUGGCCUUUCUCUCAACGGCGAUCAAGGAAUGAUAGCUGCGAAGCUUCUGCUGAAUUUGAGGAGAAACAAGAGAAGUCGCCGCCAAGACCAGUGAAGAAGACAGUCAGGGCACUAACUCCAACUUCUGAGCAAUUGGCUUCGCUGAAUCUGAAAGAAGGAAUGAAUACAGUGACUUUCACGUUCUCCACCAAUAUUGUGGGUACACAACAGGUAGACGCGAGGAUCUACUUAUGGAAAUGGGAUGCUCGGAUAGUUGUUUCAGAUGUAGAUGGUACCAUCACAAGAUCGGAUGUCUUAGGCCAGUUCAUGCCUUUGGUUGGAAUAGAUUGGUCACAAACCGGUGUUACACAUUUAUUUUCGGCUGUUAAGGAAAACGGAUAUCAGCUGAUGUUUUUAAGUGCACGCGCGAUUUCUCAGGCCUCAGUCACAAGACAGUUUCUAGUUAAUCUCAAGCAGGACGGGAAAGCAUUGCCGGAUGGGCCUGUUGUUAUUUCUCCCGAUGGCCUCUUUCCUUCGCUGUUUCGGGAAGUUAUUAGAAGAGCACCUCAUGAAUUCAAGAUUUCUUGCUUGGAGGAAAUACGAGCUUUGUUUCCUCCCGAACACAACCCGUUCUAUGCUGGUUUUGGAAACAGAGACACGGAUGAGAUAAGCUACCUUAAAGUCGGGAUCCCCCGGGGAAAGAUCUUCACUAUUAACCCAAAGGGAGAAGUAGCUGUGAAUCGUAGGGUGGAUACAAGGUCAUACACAAAUCUUCAUGCUCUUGUCAAUGGAAUGUUCCCAGCUACAACAACCUCUUCUGAACCGGAGGACUUUAACACAUGGAAUUUCUGGAAACUGCCUCCUCCACCGUUUAUGUGAUUAUGAUGAUGAUAAUGAUGAUUUUGGUUUAAGAAAACGUAGAUUAGAGGAUAGAAUAACAAGGGGGUGGCCUCCAUCUUGUUUUUUUUUUCUUUUUUUAAAGGACAGUAGUAUUGGUUCUUUGUUUUUUUUUUUGUCACACUGGUUUCAAAUAUCACAGGUGUACGAUGUAUGCGCGGUUAUACAUGUAUAUAAAUAUAUUUAAGUAAAUCUUAAAAGACAAUCAAUAUCUUUGGGGUGA
Brassica napus (rape) is the source of this 3249-nucleotide messenger RNA. Its product is annotated as phosphatidate phosphatase PAH2. Lineage: Eukaryota; Viridiplantae; Streptophyta; Magnoliopsida; Brassicales; Brassicaceae. Bases 351 to 3008 code for a protein of 885 amino acids. Gene Ontology annotation, molecular function: phosphatidate phosphatase activity. The transcript is spliced from 11 exons. The record is from RefSeq and is a predicted model, not a curated record.